Sphenostylis stenocarpa is the source of this 1740-nucleotide messenger RNA. Lineage: Eukaryota; Viridiplantae; Streptophyta; Magnoliopsida; Fabales; Fabaceae. The record is from the annotation of a GenBank genome assembly.
AUGGCAGUAGAACCCGUGAUUUCUGCCAUAAAAUUUGUUUCCCAAAGGACCCAGUUGCUCCAAAUCCACGCUCACAUUAUACGCACAACCCUUAUUCAAUACCCCCCAGUUUCUCUUCAGUUCUUGUCCCGUGUAGCUCUCUCUGGUCCGUUGCAAGAUGCCGACUAUUCCCACCGUUUCUUUGAGCAACUCACCCACCCCUUGCUUUCCCAUUACAACACCAUGAUCAGGGCCUGUUCCAUGAGUGAUUCCCCGCGAAAGGGUCUUCUUUUAUAUCGAGAUAUGAGAAGAAGAGGCAUAGCUGCAGACCCUUUAUCAGCUUCCUUUGCUGUUAAGUCUUGUAUUAGGUUCCUGUAUCUUCUUGGAGGGGUUCAGGUUCAUUGCAACAUAUUCAAAGACGGCCACCAAUGGGAUACCCUUUUGCUCACUGCUGUCAUGGACUUGUAUUCGCAAUGCCAGAGAGGUGGUGAUGCGAGUAAGGUGUUUGAUGAGAUGCUUCAGAGGGACACUGUUGCUUGGAAUGUGCUGAUCUCUUGCUGGGUUCGAAAUAAUAGGAUUCGGGACGCUUUGAGUUUGUUUGAUGCUAUGCAGCAUUCUAGCAAUAAAUGUGAGCCUGAUGAUGUUACUUGUUUACUUCUUCUUCAGGCUUGUGCUCAUUUGAAUGCCUUGGAAUUCGGUGAACGAAUUCAUGGUUAUAUAAUGGAGCGUGGUUAUGGGGAUGCUCUCAAUUUAUGUAAUGCACUCAUAUCAAUGUACUCACGGUGUGGUUGUUUAGAUAAGGCUUAUGAGGUGUUUAAGAGAACAGGAAAUAAAAGUGUGGUUUCAUGGAGUGCUAUGAUCUCUGGUUUGGGAAUGAAUGGAUAUGGGAGAGAAGCUAUUGAGGCAUUUGAAGAGAUGCUGAGAAUUGGCAUCCAGCCUGAUGAUCAGACAUUCACGGGUGUCCUUUCAGCUUGCAGACAUUCUGGAAUGGUUGAUGAGGGAAUGUCAGUUUUUGACCGUAUGAACAGACAGUUUGGGAUAACUCCCAACGUUCAUCACUAUGGCUGCAUGGUUGAUCUCUUGGGCCGUGCUGGCCUGCUUGAUAAGGCUUAUCAGCUUAUUAUGUCAAUGGUGGUGAAGCCAGAUUCCACAAUAUGGAGGACAUUGCUUGGGGCUUGCAGAAUUCAUGGCCAUGUUAGACUUGGUGAACAAGUAAUUGGGCAUUUGAUUGAAUUGAAAGCUCAAGAAGCUGGGGAUUACGUUUUACUUUUGAAUAUUUAUUCUUCAGCUGGACACUGGGAAAAGGUGGGAAAGGUGAGGAAAUUAAUGAAAGAUAAAGCAAUCCAAACCACGCCUGGUUGUAGCACAAUUGAACUGAAAGGAGUAGUACACGAGUUUGUAGUGGACGACAUUUCACAUUCGAAAAAUCGUGAGAUUUAUGAGACACUCAAUGAGAUUAAUCAUCAGCUGAGGAUUGCUGGUUACGUUGUUGAACUUUCAUCUGAGUUACAUAAGAUGGGUGACAAAGAAAAGGGGUUUGUGCUCUCACAUCACAGUGAAAAAUUGGCUGUUGCUUUUGGAGUUCUUGCAACUCCACCUGGCACAACACUAAGAGUGGCCAGUAAUCUCCGUAUAUGUGUGGAUUGCCACAAUUUUCUAAAACUUUUUUCUGGGGUUUACAACCGUGAUGUAAUUCUUAGAGACCAUAAUCGGUUUCACCACUUCAGGGGAGGGCACUGCUCAUGUAGCGACUAUUGGUAG